This is a messenger RNA of Gavia stellata (red-throated loon), 1658 nucleotides long. RefSeq names its product osteocalcin. Gene Ontology annotation, biological process: regulation of cellular response to insulin stimulus; osteoblast differentiation; response to vitamin K. Gene Ontology annotation, molecular function: structural constituent of bone; hydroxyapatite binding; calcium ion binding. Gene Ontology annotation, cellular component: extracellular region. The transcript has 4 exons. The record is from RefSeq and is a predicted model, not a curated record. Bases 38 to 340 code for a protein of 100 amino acids. NCBI's taxonomy places the organism in Eukaryota, Metazoa, Chordata, Aves, Gaviiformes, Gaviidae.
CUCUGAGGUUAGGGAGACUAGUGCAGCCAAAGAAGACAUGAGGAGUCUGCUGGCACCGCUGAUCAUGACUCUGGCCCUGGCAGCACUCUGCUGUUGUGAGAAAGAUCCCAAAGACCCCUCAGGAUCUCCCAGCACUGCCAGCAUCAAGAUUAAAAAAGAAGUUGCCAAUGCCUUUGUGAAGAGGCAGAAGAGAUCCAGCCUGUAUGAAUGGUACUCUGAGUAUUACAAAAAUCCAAUGGAGCAGAUGCAUGAGCGUUGUGAAAACUACCCCCCCUGUGACUAUCUCUCUGACCAAAUAGGAUUUUCCAUGGCUUACAACCGUUUCUUUGGGAGAUACUAAGGAUGGGACAGGCACUUCAUUCAUUGUGCUUGGGACCAGUCUGAAGCCCCCAGGAGAAAGAAGGUUGUGAGUGGGAAGGAGGGAAGGAAAACAUCUAGACUGGGGCGUUCUUCCGUUGUCUCCCCAGCCAGCUGGAACACCAAGGCAAUAAUUAUCCCACUUGUUGAGCUUGCAUUAGCUUUCUUCCUUUCAUCAAAAAUGUUUAUCUUCAGCCAUCUUUUGUGAUAUUUUGAGCUUCACCAGAAAUGAUUGAGAAGACUCUGUCUUACCUCCUUCCAUUUGAAUCCCCAUGAUGCAGUAGGUGAGAAAACUGUGAUUCCUCUCAAGAAAAUCAAUGUAUGCAUUAGAAACAUAACAAGACCUUUUGUCCUAUUCUACAAAAUGCAGGAGGAUUAUAGAAGGAGAAUGUCACAAUGUGUGUAAAUAUGAUGGAUCUGAUCCUGGAAUGCUCACUGGGAAGAAGGCAGAAUGGCUGCCUCCUGGUACAAUGACUGGGAAAGUUCAGUAUUUUCAGGUAGUAUAAUCACCCUAAAUAUGUGCCAGUGUAGGAUCAUUUUGUAAAUAUAGAAGUGUGAAAAUACUAUUACAUAGCCAGAAAUCAGGUUCUGGUACACUCUUCUGAUUAUUCUGUCACAAAAUUUGCCUGUAUAGUAACAACAGAUAAAUCCCAAAAGGUGUGUUUAAGGAGUCCUUUUAUAUAAGCCCUUCCAUUUGUAUGCUGCAUUCAAUGACUGACUGUAAAAAGUAACUUGGAAAUCUCUUGUUGUUUUUGUUACAACUGGUUUCUGGUGAAACCGAAUAUACCCAAGCAGAACAAAACAAUAAUCUGUUUCUCUCUGAUGCUUUAUUAUUUAUGCUUGAAAGUGAACGUGUCUGAACAGCCCCAAAAAAGCAAAGAAAAAACCCAAUAAACUUUAUGAAAUAAACAAAACCAAAAUCGAUUCAAGGAUGGAUUGAAGUUAGGUCAGCAUUUGGUUUAUUCAAGGCAACCUGUAUCUCUCUUAUAUGUAUAUAUAAAAAAUGUGUGCGUGUUUGUAUACAUGUCCUCUUCCCUCCUCACUACUUCAUUGUGUCCUCUGGUAUGAAUAUUAUACCUUAGCAACUUUCUGCACAGCCUCCCUUGAUGUGCUCUGUCAGCUUUCCUUCCCUGAGAGGUAGAUGGCAGAUCCCAUCUCCAAGGACAUGGACUGCUGACCCUCAGGAGACUGAGAAAGACUGAAUCUCUCUGGUUGCAUGUAAGCUGGUGCAGCCAUUCCCAGCUGCUGACUGCAAUAAAUACUGCUCAUGUAAAGCAAGUUGGUGUGCUGCUUCUCUCUGU